GGGCGCGUGGAGCGGACGGGCGGCUGGCUGGCUGAGGCUCCCUGGCUCCGGCAUCACUUGGCCGCGCUGAUCGCUGCCUUGCCUCUCCGCGACCUCAUACCAACCCAAGCCAACCACCCCUGGUCCCUCGCGUGUCGCCAGAUAUGUUGGCUCGAUUUGACUCUCCGUGCGGGUGUGUUCAAGAUAAAUGGUUACCGAGCGCUGAGAGGGACUUUUAUGAACUCUGAGAGAUAACUUACGCCUGCACGAGAGGCUGGAGAGGAAGAGGACGACAGCGCGGGUCUCCAUGCAAAUAAAGCUUGGGAUUUCGUUUCUGUUUCAUUUAUAUCUAAUUGCAUACAUAGGGUGAUGCUUGUUCGUAGCUGUGUAGAGUAAGGGACUACAUAGAGCGUUGGCAGACCCUCAGUUUCACUUGCAUAUGGCCGAGUAACUUAGUAACUUACUUUGAAAAAUAAAGGUUAAUAAUUUGAAGUUGAUUUGGCGCCGAGAACUGCACUUGACACUUGGGUAGAGAUACGAGUCUCUGCAGGACACGAUGCGACUGUAUAAGUAGAUAAAUAAAUGGACGACAACAGUAAUGACAAAAGAUUAAUAAACGAUGUGAGGGCAAAUAUUUGGUCCUGAGAUCGUGAAAAAAAAAGAAAAUAAAGUGGCACUGUUACCUGGAUAUACUAAACACCUGCGAGAAAAAGAGAGAAAUACUGAGUGUCGCCUGAAUAACAGUUUACUUCAAGCCCGAACAUUGUGUCCGCGUAUUUGAUGACCAAAAGAAAAGAACGUACAGGAAAUUUUCAACUGACUUCCAUCUACGAACAGGCUGCUUGAGUGACGAACUAAACCAAUCAUAACAUUAAAAAAAAGAGCAAAAAACUAAUAGAUAAAUACUAAUGCGGACUGAAUGAGGUUAUAAACAGUAGGUAGUUCUGAGGAUAAUCGGUCAGUACCAUCUGUCCACCUGUCACUCGCUAUCCCGCGCUGACGAGGAGCACAGACCACCACGUGUGAGUUGUCGCCGUCCCGCCAGGACUCGCCAUGCCGUGCCCGAGGAUUUACCCACAACACUCCGCUCGUCACCACCAGGAAGGGCGACACUGAGCGGCGCGGGCGUGAGCGAGCAGCGGCGGUGACAUGGUGGCGGCCGCUGAGGUGUGGGCGGUGGUGGCGGCAGUCGUGUGGGCGUUGGGCGUCGCUCAGCCUCCUACUGGAAACGGGCGGCGGCUGCGAGUUGAGGUCCCCCGGGUGGCUCGCGUGGGGGACAACGUGGAGCUGGAGUGCGCCUUUCCCUGGACGGAGCCGCGGGACCUUUACUCCAUCAAGUGGUGGCACGACAACGAUGAGUUCUACCAGUAUCCCAAGAACCCCAAGCCCAAGCUGAUUUUCAACCUCACCGGCAUCAGAGUGGACUCCGAGAAUUCCACGGAGUUCAAGGUGAUCCUGAAGAACGUGGGGCUGUCCUCCUCCGGCACCUUCACCUGCGAGGUUAUAUCGGAUGAUAAUUUUGAAACCUUCCAGAAAUCUGCCAACAUGACGGUCAUAGACCCGCCGGACCACGCCCUGGGCCAAACGGGACCUGAGAUCCAGGUGUCUGGGUGGGGCGGCACGGGGCCCGUGGAGGUGCAGGAGGGCCAGCAGGUGGAGGCUCAGUGCGUGGCUCGCGGCACCUACCCCCCCAUGCAGCUCACCUGGUACAUCAACGACACGGAGGUGCCCCAUCAGUACGUGUCGAAGCAGAGCCAGAGACAAGAGGACCUCAACACCUUCACGACGGUGGUGAGGCUGCAGCUGCCGGCCAGGGAGAGGUGGGACAACCAGGGUCGCCUUCGCCUUCGCUGUGAUGCUGAGAUUCCCGACCUGUACCGCGAGACUUCGGUUCUCGAGCUCCACAACCCGGUCUUCAGGAGGCUACAGCAGUCUGGCUACUUCUCUGCCGGUUGCAGUCUUAGCCAGUCCUCACUCGUGGUACUGGCGUGGGCGGCGGUGAUGGGGGUGAGGAUGAUGGAGGCGAUGAUUGGAGGAGCCGCCGCUUUCUGCUUCUCUCCACACCACAACUUAGCGCACUCCCGACCUCCGCCGCCUCGCUCUUAACACUUCCUGGCGGCGACGCGAAGAAGAGAGGGAGAGACACACACAUUUCACGUUACACACCUACGAGAAACACCUAAAAAAAAUCACACCACGUACGAGACACAUGGAGAGAGAGAGAGAGAGAGAGAGAGAGAGAGAGAGAGAGAGAGAGAGAGAGAGAGAGAGAGAGAGAGAGAGAGAGAGAGAGAGAGAGUAUGAAGGAAAUUAUCAAAAGGACAAGUGAUCAUUUUCAUCUAGUUUCCAUUUUUUUUUUUUUGUGUGUGUGUGAAUGAAUGAGAAAAGAAGAACAGCAACAAGAACAAGAAGAAGAAUAACAACAAGAAGUAUAAGAAGAAGAUAACGAAGAGUGAAUUAUUGAUGAGAAAAAGAAUAUGGGGAAAAAAAGGGAAUGACAUGGGGAAAGAAGCCGGAAAAUCGAGGUGUGAAAAUAUGCUGUAGAUAAGAACUCCCUAAUUAUGGCGCCUUUUUUCUCAAAGACUUUGGAAGGAUCUAAAUUUGUCUUCACAUUGUAGCGUAAAAUAUUUUGUGCGCCAGAGAGAGAGAGAGAGAGAGAGAGAGAGAGAGAGAGAAUGAUUAAACACUAUACAGUUUUUUUCUGGUGAGUGUGUGUGAGGAUGAAAGAAAUACACUCAAAGGAGAAAGUUGAACACAUUACAGCAGCAAAGAAAGACA
Messenger RNA from Portunus trituberculatus (swimming crab), 2757 nucleotides. RefSeq lists its product as uncharacterized. The record is from RefSeq and is a predicted model, not a curated record. Lineage: Eukaryota; Metazoa; Arthropoda; Malacostraca; Decapoda; Portunidae.